GCGUCCAGGGAUGUGGAGGGCUGUGAUUGGCUUGCAUCAUCUUUUCAAACAUAAGACAUACACUAUAAAAAGACGCAUAAAAUCCAUCAAGAUUCAUUAUUACUAUGACUCAGCAACAUAUGAAGAUGAUAUUGCUGUGUUUCAACUAAGCAAACCUGUCAAAUUUAAUGACCAUAUUCAGCCCAUCUGCUUGCCUAAUGUUAAUCUUGCCCUGACUUCUGAUAUGAAAUGUUUUAUAAGUGGGUGGGGAACGAGAAAAGAAAAAGGUAAAGCCAGCCUCACAUUGCAAGAAGCUCAGCUACAAAUUUUUUCACUAGACACUUGUAAUCGAUAUUACUGGCAUGCAGGAUCAGUACAAGAUACUGCUUUCUGUGCUGGCUCUGAAACUGGAGAUGUUGAUACCUGUCAG
Molecule: messenger RNA, 409 nt
Organism: Thamnophis sirtalis
Lineage: Eukaryota; Metazoa; Chordata; Lepidosauria; Squamata; Natricidae
Source: RefSeq, a predicted model, not a curated record